AUGGCAAACAACGCGAUGCAGUUGCUCUACAUUUGCAUCACCCUAAGUGCUUUUGCCUGGGCAGCCCCCUCCGCCAACGAGGAUGAUCUCAACCAGGAUACCCCGUACAUGAAGGAGCUUCUCCGUCAGGCCAAAGCAGCGGAGAUUGAGAGCUUCAUGGACCAGAAGGCAGAUCCCUGCGGUGAUUUCUACACCUUUUCCUGUGGCAACUACGAGCGGAUUAACUCGGCGAUGAGCAUGCAGGUGGUUACUACAGGGGUUUUCGAGACUCUAACGAAUGGACUCAACCGGAAGAUCCUGAAGAUGCUCAACACGGCUCAUGAUACUCAUGACUCCCCCGAGGAUAUCCAAGUAAAACACUUCUACGAGUCCUGUUUGCGAAUCAGGGAACUCAACUCCACGUACAACCAGAAGUUGAGGAGCCUGAUUGCCGAGUUUGGAACGAUGCCCGUGCUGAAGGGAUCCUCGUGGAAGGAGGAGGACUUCGACUGGCUGGGCACCACCGCUCGCAUGGCCCACCGAUAUGGGAUCACUCCCGUUAUUGGCAUGGAGGUGAACAAGGAUUUGGCCAGCAAUCAGAGGAACAGGAUCUACCUGGGGCAGCAGGACUUUCCGCUGGAGGCGAGAUCUAUGUAUGUGGAUAAUGCAACGGCCAUUUACCGUCAGAAGUAUCGCUUCAAUAUUCAGCGCACUUUGCAGAGAUCCCUGGGCGUGAAAAUGGAACUGGCCAAGAAAACGGCCCGGGAGCUGAUGGACUUUGAGGUGGAUUUGGCCCAUGGACUGGUGGACGAGAGCGAGGGACUGGAUUUGAGUGAAAUGACUGAGCUACUGACUGUGGGUGAGGUGCACCGGAGGUAUUUCCCCACUUUGGACAUCAACCGAUUGAUUUCUAUCAGCAUGGGAGAGACGAUUACCGACCAGAUCUACGAGUAUAAUAAACGAUAUCAAGAAAACCUCGUCGAAGUCAUCAAGCGGACGCCCAAGCGCACCAUAGCCAACUAUAUCUUCUUCCGGCUCAUCUGGGAAUUUGUGGAAACCCCCUCCGACAAGCCGGAGAAGCAGAAGCAGGCCUGUGUGGAUCUCACCAAGAAGUUCUUCGCCAAAAACCUGGACAACAUGUUCUACCGUCGCUAUAACAACGAGAAAUCCUCCCGAGAAAUCGACAACAUGUGGCGGCAACUAAAGGCCACGUUUAAUGAGACCCUGCGUUCCAGUUCAGCUUUGGAUUGGAUUGAGCCAGCCACUCGGAAACUGGCCAUUGAUAAGCUAGAAGCCAUGACUUUAGAGGUAAACAACUACGCGGAGGAUAACUUCACCGAGGAGUUUGCGGAUCUCAAUCUGCAGAGCUCCGAUUACGUGGAGAAUGUGCGACAGACGAGUCUGCUGGGUGCCAAGCAGAUGAGGGAGAUGCUCCACCAGCCGGCCAAACCCUUCGAGGCGGGCUCCCAGCUCAGCUACACGCCGGCGAACAUCCUGAUAGAGAACACCAUCAAGGUGCCGGUGGCUUUGCUCCAACCCUUCUACAUUUGGUCCGAUGUCUACCCCAAUGCGGUGAUGUUCGGCACCUUGGCCUCGCUAAUUGGUCACGAGUUGAUCCAUGGGUUCGACGACAGCGGCAGGAAGUUCGAUGCCAAGGGAAACUCUAACGAUUGGUGGGAUGAGAGGUCCAGCGGGAAUUUCCUAGAACGACGAGAGUGUUUCACUAAGCAGUAUGGCAGGUAUGUUUACGAUGGUAUUCAGCUGAAGGAGUCCACUUCGCAGUCGGAAAACAUAGCGGAUAACGGGGGAAUGCGACUGGCCUACACCGCCUAUAGGAAGUGGUUCGAUUCCCAAAUGCCCGGGAAUCUGGCCAAGGAAACCCUGCCCAACAUGCCCUACUCCGCCAAACAGCUUUUUUUCAUCAGCUUUGCCCAGAUCUGGUGCAAUGAUGCCCAUCCCAGUGUGAAGGCAUUACAAGUAUCAACGGAUCAGCACAUGCCAGGGAAGUUCAGAGUUAUAGGUUCGCUAUCGAACUUUGAUGAGUUCUCCAAGGAGUUCAACUGCAAGGCCGGUUCGGCCAUGAAUCCCAGCGAGAAGUGCUUGCUCUACUAGAAUUUCUUUCCAUAACUUUAGAUGAUGGAAAAGUAAUUUAAUAAUUGUGUUACUAAGAAGUCAUCAAAUAAAGUUGGGACAUGUCUUAAAAAAUUCCAUGUCAUGCCAUAAAUAAUUACAA
Molecule: messenger RNA, 2212 nt
Organism: Drosophila takahashii
Lineage: Eukaryota; Metazoa; Arthropoda; Insecta; Diptera; Drosophilidae
Product: neprilysin-4-like
Biological process (GO): protein processing
Cellular component (GO): plasma membrane
Molecular function (GO): metalloendopeptidase activity
Source: RefSeq, a predicted model, not a curated record